Molecule: messenger RNA, 8982 nt
Organism: Dromiciops gliroides (monito del monte)
Lineage: Eukaryota; Metazoa; Chordata; Mammalia; Microbiotheria; Microbiotheriidae
Gene: SNX30
Product: sorting nexin family member 30
Exons: 9
Coding region: 527-1849 (440 amino acids)
Cellular component (GO): cytoplasm
Molecular function (GO): protein binding; phosphatidylinositol binding
Source: RefSeq, a predicted model, not a curated record
GGCAGAGUUUAUACUCCUCCCUCCAGUCUAAGGGGUGGCCCCGGGAAGCGCUAGGAGGGAGACAAGAGGCAGGUGGUGGGGACUUUGCAUUAUUCAAGUCAAAGGAGAGGGAGGAAAAGGAGAAGGAUGAGGGGGAGGAGCUGGUGCUAGAGCGAGGAACAGAGCGUGAACCCCAAGUCUCAACCCCCACCAGCCCUUAGGCAGCAGCGGCAAGCAGCAGCAGCAGCCCCACCAACAGCUGAAACUGCAGCAGCAGCCGGACCGCGGCUCUGCAGAGUACAGACACCCGAGAGAGAAAGGGAAGGAGGGCGGGGAGCCGUGGGCUCCUCCUCCCACACCAGCCGCGGCCUCUUAGCUGAAGCAGAAGAGCCCCCUCCCUAGCAGCAAUCCCCCCCAGACGGGGGCGGGGGAGAGGAGGAGGAGCAGUGGUGGUGGUGGUGGCGGCGGCGGCGCCGGCGGGUGCAGGAGCUGCAAGGAAGAGAGGAGGCAAUAGCAGCAGCUUUUUCUGGGCCGGCCGCACUCAGCCAUGUCGGCCGGAGGCGUCGGCACCCCCAAAUCCCUGCCCUCCUCCGGGCCCAAGUCCCUCCAGGACAUGCCGCACCCUCUGGCCGGCCCGAGCAGCGAGGAUGUAGCAGGCGGUGAGCUCACCCCCAGCCCGGACCUGCAGCUGCCCCGCAGCAUCGCCGACAAGGACCUCAGUUUGCCUAAUGGUGGAACUCCCGUAGGUACUUCCAGCCCAGCCUCUUCAUCUUCACUUCUCAACAGACUUCAGCUGGAUGAUGAUCUUGAUGGUGAGACCAGAGACCUAUUUGUCACCGUUGAUGAUCCCAAGAAACACGUUUGUACAAUGGAGACCUACAUCACAUAUAGGGUCACUACAAAGACCAGUCGGAUAGAAUUUGACUUGCCAGAAUAUUCGGUUCGACGAAGAUACCAGGAUUUUGACUGGCUGAGGAACAAACUGGAAGAAUCCCAGCCUACCCAUCUCAUUCCCCCUCUUCCGGAGAAAUUUGUGGUAAAAGGAGUUGUGGAUCGCUUUUCUGAAGAGUUUGUAGAGACUAGGAGAAAAGCUUUGGAUAAAUUCUUAAAAAGAAUUGCAGAUCAUCCAGUGCUCUCCUUCAACGAACACUUUAAUGUUUUCCUUACAGCCAAGGAUUUGAAUGCCUACAAAAAACAAGGAAUGGCAUUACUUUCCAAGGUUGGGGAGUCUGUCAAGUAUGUCACUGGAGGCUAUAAGCUGAGAAGUCGACCGCUAGAAUUUGCAGCUAUGGGUGAAUACUUAGAUACGUUUGCCCUAAAACUUGGAACCAUUGAUCGAAUAGCUCAGAGGAUCAUCAAGGAAGAAGUAGAAUACCUUGUAGAACUCAGAGAAUAUGGGCCUGUGUACUCCACCUGGGGAGGACUAGAGGUAGAGCUGGAAGAGCCUCUGGAGGGUGUUUCAGCUUGUAUUGGGAACUGUUGCACUGCUCUGGAAGACCUGACUGAUGACAUGACAGAAGACUUUUUGCCCGUGCUUAGGGAGUACAUUUUGUACUCUGAGUCCAUGAAGAAUGUAUUAAAGAAGAGAGACCAAGUCCAAGGAGAAUAUGAAGCAAAAUUGGAAGCUGUUGCUUUGAAAAAGGAAGAGCGUCCUAAGGUACCAGCCGAUGUUGAGAAGUGUCAGGAUCGAGUGGAAUGUUUCAAUGCUGACCUCAAGGCCGACAUGGAGAGGUGGCAAAACAACAAGAGGCAGGACUUUCGGCAGCUGCUCAUGGGAAUGGCUGACAAAAACAUCCAAUAUUAUGAGAAGUGCCUUACGGCGUGGGAGUCAAUUAUACCGCUGCUACAAGAGAAGCAAGAGACCAAAUAAGUUCCUUCCAGCAAAGAGACCCUUCUGUCUACACCAGUGCACAAUGCCCCUCACUGGGAAGUCCACUUGCUGCACGCUGAUUGGCAAAACACCACCUGGCAGGUGGCAUUUGGAAACCAACUCACUGAAACAUUUGUGGCUUUUUUCUGCCCUUCCCCUCCCCCUCAGUCCUUGACCCCAUUCUUGUUACAUAUUACUAUUUCCUCCCAUUGUGUAUUCCUUAUCUGCUUCCUGGUUGGACCCCGAGUACCUGGUGGAUUCUAUGUAGAUUUCAUCAUCUCUUAUUAAAGGGAGCAUACUUCCACGGCUUGAAGGGACUUACUCAGUGGAAACCUAAGAAGACUUCAGAUGAAGGGAAAAGUGCCACCAUCCCUACAUGUGUAUGUGUAAUGGGAGAGAAUCUGGCUGCUGCUUUGUGAUCCAGAAUGGGAGGAAGACCUUAGCACCUGUACACACAUUCCAUGUUUGCAAUGGAAGUUUCUAUGGGUGUUGGCUUGUCCUAGGUAAAAAGGUGGUGUUGACAUUUCUGCCUAAAGUGUGUGAAGCAAGCAUGGCCUAUAGCUGUGAAUGUGGCAUGCCGUCUGCUCAUGAUGAUUAGCAUCAUGUACGUUGUUCCUUUUUGGUGAUAUGAAGUCAUUUGAAAUCAGCUGAAGUGUGUGUGCAUACAGAUAUAUGUGUGUAUACAUAAACACAUGUAUAUGCACUUACAUAUGUAUACGUACAUAGAGAUAUACGUAUAGGUAUGCAUAUACACGUAUAUAUAUACUGAGAGGGUCAGCAAGGAGAUUAGAUGUAUACCAUAGCCUUAUACAAUUGUUCAUUGAACCUGGUUUUGGCAUUAGAAUCAUCGAUUUGAAAUUGAGUACCAAAUGAAGAAGGUACCAUUGAUGCUCCUUGAUGUUCUUUGUAUAUCCUCUUUCUUUUUUUUCUUAUUAAAUGGAGUACUGGUAGUGAAUAAGGGAUACCCAGUGCCCCAAAGCUGAAACAUUCAAAGUGCUUUCAGGCCGAGGAGCACAUCCAGUUCCUCAUGUGUCUGCUUUGUGAACCUUGCCUUUAUCACAGCUAAAGAACUAGUUUCAUAUUUUCUACUGUGUCAAUCAGAUGUCAGUGCAGCUUUUGAAGGGUUUCUUGUCUGUGACAGAGAGAUCUUGUUUUCUUACCCAGUCAGUCUAAAUUUGUAAAGACAGUGCAGGUGCUCUCUAUGAAGCACUUGACCUCCAGCCUUCCUUCUUGGUACGGGAAGGUGCCAUUCUUGAGGUCACGUGCUCAAAAUGCAACCUCUUUUUUUUUAAGCUAGCCUUUAGAUAACUUCAACAGCAAUCAGUGCUAUGUAUUAAUUCCAAGAUUAGCUUUAAAAAACCAAGAAAAAACAAAAAGGAGAUGUUCCCUUUCCUAAGGAAAAUAGUUCCUUUUUUUCCCAGCCCAGACUUGUACUACAUCUUUGGAAACUUUUCUUCCCUUGUCCUACUAAUGUAUGUGUAUGUUUUCUCUCAUAUGUGGCUUUGUCCUUAUGAAAUCUAAGAUAAGCUUCAAAUUAGCUACAGAAUUUUCAGGAGCUAGUUGCUCUAAAAUAUCACUUUAUAAACAGAAAUUAACAUUAAAUAUACCGGUCAACAUUUACCAGGUAACAUUUAAAGCAGUUAAUUUAGGUUCAAAACCACUCCUGAAUGGUUGUCUACAGUGUUUGUGUAUCAGAUAAGCUUAAAAUUAAUGUUGUUGGUUCAUCAGUUAGACUGCUUGGUAUGUUUUGGUCCUAUUUUGCUGUGUCUGCUUCUUGUUUUGCCCAAGAAAUUAUGGAAGAAGAUUUUUUUUUCCAGCUGCAUCUUUGUCUCUCUUGGUACUGCCUACCCUGAUAGAGCCCCAUUAACAUAAUGCUUAAAUCAUUUGAUGUGAAUUUUUACUUUGGUACAUAGAGUUCUAAACAACAUUUCUAAGUGAAUGGCACCAUGAAUGGCAAUUCAGCAUAUCAUUCUACCUCUAAAAACCCAUGUUUUUGAUGCCGGGAUUUUGUUGUGUAUCUGGGUCCUAGUUUGUUAGAAUUGAUGUACACUUCAGACUGAUACUUGACUCACCUUUUUUGUUAGAAGUGAGAAUGCAUUAGAUUGACUCAGUGAAAGAAUUAAAAAAAAAUAAGCUUUGGAGAAAGCAAGGGAUUUCCUCUGUGGAAGAAGUGCUCUUUAAAUAUAUAGUUCUGUUACUGAUGGGGAGGAAGGGACAUUGGAAAAAGAGCCACAAUAAGAACCAGUAUCUGACCUCCUGCUAUCUUGCCAAAGCGUGAUAGUACCCCUGUGUGAUGUAAUGAUGAAGUUGGGGGGUGGGGGAGGGCUUCCUCAAUGUUAGUUGGCCCUGGACAGAAAGGAGGGAAAAGCUAUUCCUUCCCAAGAUCUUUCUUCCCCUCUCAUUUAGCUGAGUGUGGUAACAAAGGACUCUUCUCUAAAGGGAUGUGGUGUGGCAGUCUUUGGACUCCAGAUUUUUUUCAGUUUGUUUUGGUCACUUUACACUGCACAAAAAAUGUCACAUACAUCAGUUUAUCAGCUUCAGAAUGCCAAAUAGAGCCUAGACAGGCAAGCUUUGCCCUCAGUGCAUCCUAGCUACCAAGGGUGUGUGCCAAUGGGGCCAUCACCAGCUACUGUGGAAAGGUUUACUCAGAGAGGAGUCUGUGUCCCUUUGAUUUGGGAAGAGGUUUUCAGUGGUAAAAUUGAGGAAGAAAGGUCUAAGAGUCAUAGAAUAGAGGAUAAAUAAACCAGCCCCUCUAGUACCAACUGCCUCCUCCUUCCUCCAACUUCUCAAGGAUGAGCAAUACUUAAUUAACACUGUCCUUUACCCCUACCCCACCCCCCACCAUAGCUGUGCACCAAGGUGUUGUAUUUUUGGUCAAUACAGGGAAUGAUAUCAUUUGAGCUGUGUGAAUUAGUACUUAUGUGCCAAAGAGGUUAACAAUCCAAAUGCCUUCCUAAUGAGGGCUGCCCCUUCUCUUUCCCCAAAGUCUGAAGCCUAAUAUGGCUAUAUUCCUUUUGUUAUUCUUUCUUCCCCCUUCCUCCCCAACCUUACUUUUAUUUCCAGGAGUUUGAAGAAGAGUAGUCUUCUCUAACUGCAAUAACCGUGCAGUGGGACAGAAAAGCUCCAGGAGACAGACAAUGGGUUCUCUGACUUGAAUUUCUAAUUUUUCAUUGUCCACUUUAAAAAAACCUGGUGACAAAAGUCCAUUUUAUUAAGUAAGAAAAUAUGCCGUAAACAGAUUUUCUCCACUGGCUAUCUAUAUGAUUGUCUUGGUGUAGCAUAACUGUACUACUCUGUAUUUUUACCUUUAUACCAUUGUGUCAGAAAUCACAUAGUCAUUCCUCUAUUGCAGGCAGAAGGAGGUGAGAGUGGAGAUGAGUGGGAGGGAAUACCAUGGAUGUUCAAGUUUGCCAUCAGUUUCUCCAAAAAAGCAUUAUUAUCAUUUCCUCUUCCCCUCUCAGAGAGCUAUCUCAUAGAACAAAUAGUACUUUUCUUCUUCUUCUUUUUUUUUUUAAAGAGGGGAAGAUGGAAAUGAUAGUGGGAGAAAAUAUGGUAAUGUAAAAAAAACUGGAAUGAUUGAUAAAAACUUAUUUUAAAAGAUGACAAAACCAUGCUAAUUGAUACUUAUAGCAUCUGAAUAAAGGAUCUGGUUACUUCUUUGAGAUUCCUUUGAAAUUACCCUUGGCAAGUUAAAUACAAUAUCUUUUUUUUUUAAAAGCAUUAUUAUUAUUAUGAAUUAGGUUACUUAUAAGGUUCUUCAAGAUGCUACUGUGGCCAAGCUCAACUCUCACCUUUCUUUUGAUUCAGCAACAGAAAAAACAGCAUGUCUUUAGGGGGACCAUUUUUUUUAGUACAUUUAAGAGAAGUUUCUUUUAGUGUGAAGUCAUAGUACAUCCCAAAUUUUCUAGACAUUUUUGAAGUAGGAGCCAUGUCAUGACCUGUUAUCAGCCCCUUUUCUAUUUCCCUUUCAGAAAGGAGAGGACAGCAAAUAGACCUUGACUAUUGAGGAGCCUGAGUGAGGCUACUUUUUAUCAGGAGUGGCAAGAACUGGAGGAGGCAUGGCAGCACCCUAUUUACCUGGUCAUAGGUGGAAUUUCUAACUCAGGCAGUUGAAUGGAAUAAUAGCUUAGCCUGAAUAACACCCCAGACUUGAAUGACUAGGUAUUGCUAUUUAGAACAUUGACUUGAACUUGGCAACCAUAUAUAAAUGAUGAUUGUUCAAAUCAGAGUUUAUAGGCCCUCUGCAGGAGCUGUUGAAUGGUGUGGGUGUGGGCUCAAGUGGUAGAAAACUCAAGAGAGGGAGAGCUAUUGUUGAGCAAUGUGUAAUUCCUUUCUAUGACUGUGAAAGGUCUUUCCUGCUUGCUCACUUUCCUUGCUUUGGAGGGCAUGAGCAUUGGGAGGAGGAGAGGAUGGAAUUUGUCCCAAAUCUAACUAUAAUUGAUGACUAGGCACAGAGCUACCUGCUGUGGUCCCUUCUCUUUAAUACUGACUUUGCCUCUUCUUCUAAACUAGCUGGGAUGCCAGCCCUAGGGAUCCACCCACCCAUGCCAUCCAUAUCGACUGUCCAUGACAACUAGGCUGUCUUUUCCCUUGGCUUUGCUGAAACUACUUUGCCAGGUCCCUGUGUCUUAUGGGGAAAGUAUGCUCCAAAGUUUUUCAUUAGCUUUCUCACAAUGUACUAGGUUACACCAUUCAUCUCCUCUAACCUCUGUUUCUCCUAAUUUUUAGAGAUGGCAGGAGAUUUUACCAAUCAACUUUUUUUUGGUAACACAAAUCUCUAGUCUCUAAAUCUAUAGCUGGGCAGUGAUAUAUUAUAGCCCCUGUUCCUCUGUCCCUACCAAUGGUCACCUUGUGAAGGGAAUUGAGUACCACCUGACAGUCCAUUGAACCACUCAACAAAACAGGCUGCCCUUUGAUUUAAAGACCAACCUAAGACCGCAGAGCCUACAGUUUCAGGACAUUCAUUGUGCCACGCAUUGGUAGGCAGCAUCUAAAUUGGGCAGGCAGCCCCUCAUGACAGCUGAGUUUCAACAGUGUUUUAAUCCUAUAUGUUAGAAAUAUAUUUUUGGCACAAACACCCAACAUUACUCAGUUUGGCCAAUGAAACUACUCUAGAUCGUGACCAGUGAUAUGAAUAAGCCAGUAAGUCAAUAUUUUAAUCAACACUAAGUAGAAUAUCAGGUUAUUUGUAUAGUGUAGAUGCAGAUUCUAAAUUUAUCUUACGAUGAUGACCAAAAGCAUCACGAAAUCAGCAGGUUCAAGUUGUUGAGGUUUGUUUGUUUGUUUGUUCUUUUAAUGGUGCAAAUUGCUAAAUAUUAACUACUUUUUGAGGCUGUUAUCUAUCCAGACACUUUGAUGCUUCUGGUAGUGUUUUUAAAUGAUGAGUAUAAAGUUCCAGUUGUCUUCUAUUUGAACUAUUGAUAUAAGAUGGCCAGUUGCCCCCUUUUCAAGAAACAAAUUAGCUUGGAUAAACGGAAAACAAAUGGGGCAUAAUGGGGACUAUCUUUUAUUAAAGGAUAUUUUUAAAAAAUGUUAAGUGUUGCUUUUUCCAAAUAUAUUUUUAUUAUUACCAUGGAGGAGGGGAGGGGAAGCCAGGGACCAUAAAAGCAUUUUUUCAAAGUGGACAUGGUUAACAAUUUAAUGUAUUUUAGGCAUUUUUAAAUUAUAAGAAUAUGGGAUCGAUCAAUACUGGCAAAUCAUACUGCAUGCUAUUCUUUUCCAGUCUAUUUCAUAGAAAGAAAUUCCCAAGUUAUAACAGUAUUAAGGAUAUGCCCUAAUGCCAUAAAGGAACUUUAAAAAAUAUCAUGGACACCUAAGAACACAGUUUUAGAUCUGAAUCCUACAGUUUCGAUGCCAAAAAAGUGAAGUGCUGUACUGGCUUAAGUAUUGAAUGCUCUUUCCCUCUCAUUUUUAGCAAAAAAAAAAAAAAUGUAUUGUUAAAAUUGUGGGUGAAGGGUACUACAUAUACACUUGUGCAUAGCUGCCAUUUUGCUUUCACUGGGUAAACCUGGGAACCCAUGCUGCUACAACCUGGUACAUAAUUGCCCUUUUGGUGGGGCCUCUGAAGUAAAAUGAGGUCCAAAUGCUUGACCUCUUAAUAUCCCCUUAGGCAUUUUCCAUUUUUGCUGUUACUAAACAGGGUCAGUAACAUCUUCUGUUGUUUUGGUCAAGCCUGAGUAACUACUACCAACAACUGAAACAGCUGUAAGGAGACAAGUACAGGAGAAAAACACUCCGUUCUUUCCUGUCUCCUUCAAAAUGGUGGGUAAGAAAAAUAAUGUUGGGUGUGGGGGGAAGGAGUGACAGUCAAUAUGGUAAACUUGGCCCACAUAGCUGUGACAUUCCUUGUAUAACAAACCAGCAUCUCUGAACAGCGAUGUUUUGAGGCCCCCUGUACCCAAGUGAUCUUGGUCAUGUCCAAGUGACAUUAUCCAUUGUACUUCAUAUGUGCCUGUCAGUUGUGAAUGCAUUUGGGAAGAUAUAUACAUAUAAUAUAUCCCCUUGAAAUAAAUUUCUGCCAGCAAACUUUUGGAUCCAGAUUUUAACUGUUUCAGUAGAGAGAUAAAAAUUCUAUUUAGGUUGUUAUCAACUGACCAGCUGUCCAAACUGUGUACUGUAUUGCUCAUUUCUGACUUAAAAAAAAUGUUUUUAAAACCCACUAAGAUCAGAAGAGUAGGGAAAUUCCUCACAGAAAAGUUGUGGGGGUUUUGUUUGUUUCUUUGUUUUUCCUCUCUACCCCUGCUACCAAUAAACCAAAACAAAAGCUGUGAAAACUUGUGAGCUUGGGAGAGCAUGUGUAUAGAUUAGCUGUGAGCAUGAUUCAAACAAUGGAGUGGUUUGUUUGCUGUAGAUAUCACACUUCAAACAGGGUGCCCCCCUUUUCUUUGUUACCAACACCAUGGAUGUAAAGUUGUUUUGUUUACUUUCCAAUGCUGGCACUAAUGUGUUGGUUCACCUUUUUUCAUAUAUCUGUGUAUAGACCUAUUCUGUUUAUUGUUUACUAUGGGAUUAGUAUUAUACUUUGAGGUAAAAAAAAUCAUUUGUAUUGCCUGAUGAAAACUAUUAGCUUGUAAAUUUUUUUUAAAGUUUCUUUACCUCAAUUAAUUUAAAGGAAUGGACCAAUAAACAUAUAA